This is a messenger RNA of Cladophialophora yegresii CBS 114405, 1869 nucleotides long. RefSeq lists its product as uncharacterized. Lineage: Eukaryota; Fungi; Ascomycota; Eurotiomycetes; Chaetothyriales; Herpotrichiellaceae. The transcript is spliced from 4 exons. The coding region runs from base 1 to 1869 and encodes 622 amino acids. The record is from RefSeq and is a predicted model, not a curated record.
AUGUCAGGUUACAGCGCGCCUUACAUUGGUCUGCCCGAUCCUGAGAAGAAACGUGUCGGAGACAUGGAGCCUCAAGCGACCCAAUCUAGUAUUGCUGAGCGUCGCGGCAAAUCCUGGUACAAAAAGCUCAGCUUGAGCAUCAGAGGUAAUGGCAAAAGCAACCGUUCCUCGACCAUCCCAGAGAAGCCGACCUCUCCAGCAAAAAUCAGGGAAGAGUAUCUCAACAAGCCACUGCCAGCGCUUCCUGGCCCUGAACUGCAGCCGUACUUCGAAUACAUGUUCGCAGACGCCGGAAUGAAAAAGAAGAAGUCCACUGAGACCCUCAGGUCCAGCGCUGAGACUGACAGCAACACCCAAGAAUCAACUCAGUCAGAGUACAGUGAGACUUGUGCUACGCAUUCCAAUGGCUCGGCUGAAAGUUACGGUUUGAACGGCUCUGAAGUCGCCCAGUUUGCGUUCGCUCAAGCAGGUGUUAAUGUCUCAACCAAAGAUAUGAUCGACAAUCACUUUGCAGCUCUUGGUACCAGCCUCGAAGGCGCCCUUGACCUGGCUACCCUUGCCGACGACCUUGAAGGAGAAAAGGCUACAGAGGAUUUCUUUGGUGGUAUCGAAGUCAAGGAAGCACCCAGCCCUGAUCACGUCCCUGUCGUGGAUGAAGAAGGCUUCGUCGACCGUCGCGAAGGGCUCGAGGACUGGCCUCAAUUGUGGCGAAACGACAAAGAGACUCUCGUUAAAUCCACCGCUUCAGCCUCUGAAGAGCUCGCGGUCCAACACAGCAACACCACAAUUCCGGACCACUUCAACGGCACAAAGCACAUUCUUCAGCCCAAGUCACAGAAGAAUAAGGUCCGCCUUCAAGAUCCUUCGUUCCCGGAUUCCUAUCAAACCGUCACCCCCAUCAUCACCGGUCCGGCUGUCCAAACCAUUCAGUCUCCAGUCCGCGCACCUCGCCCGUUGACCAUUCGCACGAAGAACAAGUCACAUCAUCACAAUCACACAGGCCGUAUCAGCAAGAAAAAUCGAGCCAACAAGCGAAGCGCACGAGACUCAUUCGUCACCAAAUCCACCAUCAAUCAGCCCAAGUCUGAUGACAACUACAACAUCAAUCUCCUCCCGACGAAGAAGGUCCGCGUGACCGAGACUCAGCCAGACCAAGACCUCAGCAGUCCCUCCCGCGCCGCCUCCGUCUGCGGUUCCAUCUCGAGUCCAUCCUCAGUUGACCUCACCAGCCCCAACACUCCCAACUCUUCAGACAUCGACAACCACACAGACACAGAUAUCACCGACGCCGAAGAUGAUGGCCAUGAAGACACGGCAUCCGUCCUCUCCCUCAAACACAAACGCCUCACCACGUCCCUGACAGGCUUUCCAGGCCAGUUCGAAUCAUACGAAGCCGAGUACCUCGGCGUGCGUGCCACCCUAGCCGCCCCUGAACUCUUCACGGCCGGCGACGCCAACCACCCCAACGGCCUGUUCAGCCACACCAACUUUGUGGCAGACCCGACAUACCCAGCUUGCGAAUACACACCCGCCAUGCUCGCCGCGCUGCCCGUGCGCGACCUGGCCCUUAAGCACGCCGAGAAUGCCACACAGUCGUACGCGUGUUCGCCCCGCGUCUCGAUCCUGCGCACCCCCACGCAGGCCAUGCUCCGCCGCGAACUCCACCGCGAAUGCGCCGCCGCCAGGCUCGAGGGCGUCAGCGUCGGCGAGUACAGAUACUAUCAGGGGUUCAUGAGCCUGGAGGAAUACCUCGCCGCACGGGUGUGCGUGUGCUGGGCCUUUUGCUGGUGCAGCAAGCUGUGCGGCCGGUACGCCGACGUGCUGUGCCCGUGCAGCGAGUGGAUCGCCGUGCACGGCGACGACGACUAA